CACAGCCCAAGAGAUAGUCCCAGCAUCUAACAUCCAACCCCAGUAAUGAGGUUCCAAUCGCUCGCAACUUUUUCCUCCUUGUUUGGUAUGCAAUACACCCUACCGUACCCCCCCCCCCCCCUCCACCCUCGCCCAGACAGUUUCUAACAAAAAAACCCUCCCAGUUCUCACACUCGUCUCUCAAUCCCAAGGGGCCGAUUUUGAAUCCCCCACCUGCUCCGAACUUGCAGGAGCCCUAAUUGAAGACUGCCGCGAAGCGCUUACCCAUGUCGAUACCACCUGGCCAAGACCCUGUGUUGGCAUCUACAUGAGCUUUGUAGCUGCACAGGUGCGCACAUGCCUGAUAACGACCUUCGAUCCUAAAGCCGCGAACUGUUUACCAGGGAAUAAGGUUAUCGCGGCGGCUCAAAUCAUUAUGUCGACGUGUACGCAGGGCGAAGGGAGUCAGGUUGGUGGAACUGUCGCUUUCUCAGGGACCAACGGUAGGACUAGGGUUAGAAUUGGUGCAGCGCUGUAGAUUGGGGGUUGGAUUUGUUCUGAACUGUGCUGAGGGGAGGGGGAGGGAGCUCUGUAAAUCUUGCCUAAUCGGACGAAGCCUGUUUAUGAACCAUC
Messenger RNA from Tuber aestivum (summer truffle), 612 nucleotides. Lineage: Eukaryota; Fungi; Ascomycota; Pezizomycetes; Pezizales; Tuberaceae. The record is from the annotation of a GenBank genome assembly.